AAGAAACAGACUUUCCAAUUUGUGUGCACACUAAAUAUCUUUUUCAACAGCAUUUCAGUGGUGUGCUGUUGUGUUGUGCACUGACAGAAGAACACAAACUCAUUUUACUGGAAGAGUUUUCAUGGUUGUGUGUGCUGCACAUCAAGAUGUUUGCUGUUCAUCUGGUUGCCUUCUUCUUCUCCAAACUCCAGGAGGAUCCUACAAAGAAGGUGGACAGGUUUCUGCACGCCAUGCGUCUCCAUGACGACCAGCUAAAAGACAUCUCAACUCGUUUCCAGGCUGAAAUGAAGAAGGGGCUUUCAUCGGAAAGUAACGCCGCAGCAGCGGUGAAGAUGCUACCGACACAUGUCCGCUCCACUCCUGAUGGAACAGAGAAAGGACAGUUUCUGGCAUUGGAUCUUGGAGGCUCCAAGUUUAAGGUGCUCCAAGUUAAAGUGAGAGAGGGCAUGGGGAUUCGGAGGGGGGGAGUGGAGAUGGAGGAGAAGACCUACCCGAUGCCUAAGGAGCUACUCAUUGGGAGAGGAAUAGAGCUAUUUGACCAUGUGUCAGAGUCACUGAAGGACUUCCUGUAUCAGAAGAACAUCAGUUUGGAGAAGAAACAUCCCCUAGCCUUUACUUUCUCUUUUCCCUGUGAACAAGCCACCUUGAAUCAGGGAUUUUUGUUAAACUGGAGCAAGAACUUCCGGGUUCGAGGCCUUCAGGGUAAAGACGUGGUCCAAGCCCUCAGAGAGGCUAUUGAGAGAACUGGGGGUAUGGAUGUAGAGGUGUUAGCCAUGGUUAACGACACUGUAGCAACCAUGAUGACCUGCGGUUUUGAUGACCAGUACUGUGAAGUAGGACUCAUCAUCGGUACUGGCACCAAUGCGUGCUACAUGGAGGAGCUGCGUCACGUUGACCUGGUGGAGGGAGACGAGGGCAGGAUGUGUGUAAACACUGAGUGGGGGGCCUUCGGUGAGGAUGGGGCUCUGAAUGACUACAUUACUGAGUUUGACAGGGACGUCGACGCAACUUCCAGCAACCCUGGAAAACAAAUCUUUGAGAAGAUGGUCAGUGGGAUGUAUCUGGGUGAGUUAGUGAGGCUGGUUGUAUUAAAGAUGGCUAAACUUGGACUGCUGUUUGAUGGACAUGUGUCUGAUGCCCUGAGGACUAAAGGGAAGAUAACCACUGCACAUGUGGCAGCCAUGGAGAAUUACAAAGAUGGUCUGAAGAACACCAAGAACCUUCUCACGGACCUUGAUUUGACCCCAUCAUCUGAUGACUGUGUUGCUGUUCAACAUGUCAGCACCAUAGUCUCCUUCAGGUCCUCAAAUCUGGUGGCUGCAGCACUGGCGGCCAUCUUGAGCCGAAUUAAGCAAAACAGGAAUUUGAGGACAUUAAGGAUCACUGUAGGUGUCGAUGGAACGGUGUACAAGACACACCCACAGUAUCCUAAACGUCUCCACAAAGUUGUGCGCCGGUUGCUUCCUGAGUGCCAUGUCAGAUUUGUCCUCUCAGACAGCGGCAGCAGCAAAGGAGCCGCCUUGGUAACAGCAGUCGCCCAACGACUGGCAUCACGAAGGCGACAGGUGGAUGAGACACUGUCUCCCUUCAGACUGAGCCAAGAGCAGAUGCAGUUGGUAAAGACCAGAAUGAGGGCAGGGCUGGAAGCAGGGCUGAAGAGUAAAGGCCCCUCGACUAUCAAGAUGCUGCCUUCUUUUGUGUACCGUACACCUGAUGGCAAUGAGCAUGGGAAGUACCUUGCCUUGGAUCUUGGAGGAACAAACUUCAGAGCAUUGCUGGUGAACUUUAAAAAAGGACUGCAACAAAACUCACGACUUUACCAUAAGAUCUACACCAUACCACUGGAGAUAAUGCAGGGCACUGGAGAAGAGUUGUUUGAUCAUAUAGCGCAGUGUGUUAGUGACUUCCUGGACUACAUGGGGAUGAAGAAUGCUCAUCUUCCUGCAGGCUUCACCUUCUCUUUCCCCUGUGAGCAGACAGCUAUUGACACAGGCACAUUGGUGAGCUGGACCAAAGGUUUCAAGGCCACUGACUGUGAAGGACAAGAUGUUGUCAGCAUGCUGAGGGAGGCCAUCAAGAGACGCAAUGAGUUUGACUUGGACAUUGUAGCAGUAGUCAAUGACACAGUCGGGACCAUGAUGAGCUGUGCCUAUGAAGACCCACAGUGUGAGAUUGGACUGAUUGCUGGAACUGGCACUAAUGUUUGUUACAUGGAGCAACUGAAGAACAUUGAGAAGACUCAAGAAAAGACAGGAAAAGUGGAAAGAGAAGAGGGGGAGCCUGAAGGAGAGGAGGAUAAGCAGGAUGAAGGGUCGGAAGGAGAGAAAAAAGAGGGGGAUGCUGACAUAUCAAAGAUGUGUAUAAACACAGAGUGGGGAGGUCUGGGUGAUGAUGGCUCUCUGGAUGACAUCAUCACACCUUAUGACAUUGAGGUGAACCAAAACUCAAUCAACCCUGGAAAACAAAGGUUUGAAAAGCUGACCAGUGGGAUGUAUUUAGGAGAAGUUGUCCGUCAGGUAUUGUUGGAUUUAACCAGAGGAGGUUUGCUGUUCAGAGGACACGUCACUGAAGCUUUAAAAACACCUGGGAUAUUCCAAACCAAAUACCUGUCCCAAAUAGAGAGUGACCGCCUGGCUCUACUGCAGGUCAGAUCUAUCCUCCAACAGCUGGGACUGGACAGCACGUGUGAGGACAGCAUCAUUGUCAAAGAGGUAUGUGGAGCGGUGUCACGCCGUGCAGCUCAGCUGUGUGGGGCAGGAAUGGCAGCCGUGGUCGAUAAGAUCAGAGAGAACCGAGGACUGGACCAUCUGAACAUUUUCUCUGGAGUCCUCCAAGAGACUGCCAGAGUUUUGGCUCCUCAGUGUAAUGUGACCUUCCUGCCAUCAGAGGAAGGCAGCGGGAAGGGUGCUGCCCUCAUCACAGCUGUGGCUACACAGAAGCACGACUGAAAAUUAUUUUUUUUUUUUCAUAAUUUGGAAAGCUCACUCUCUGAACUGCUGCUCUUAUUGCUGCAAGUGUCCUCUGCUCAUGUGGAAGAGCUGCAGACCACCAUGUGUUACCUCAGAUACAAAUGGAACAGCCAACAUGUUUCUUUUCACCUGACAGCAAGGAGCUUAGUGGGGGAAAACACACACACACACGCAGAGGUUUUCACUACAUGAUCCCUCACAGGCUUCCCACUCAUGAGCACAUGACUGAUGACUCGGAUUCCGGACUCUGGUUCCCAAUAAUGUUUGAAGAACUGGAUUCCAAUUAAUGUAUUUUUACAAAAUGACAAAGCUUGUCACAACCUGCUUCUCUUCUUAGAGAAAAACUUUUUAUUUGUCCCUUUAAAAGUCAUUUUUUUAAUGAUUGGCUUUGUACAGAGAUUCCUUUUUGUUUUUCAAUAUAAAUGAAUGACCAGUCUAGCAAAAAUAUUUGUUUUUUUAACCCAUAUUUGGUACUUGAGUGCCCUACUUUCCAAUCAUUACUGCGUCAGUCGUGGGAAAAGAGUCACACAGCUGCACCAUGACCUGCCAGUGUUAGCCAUGCACUGAUUGUGAUAUCAGCGCUGAGGACUUGGUUUUGGAAAAGAAAGAACACUCAUCAUCAUAAAUCACACCCUGCAAACUACUCAAGGUUAGCGCCUCAUCUGACUGCCAGUUCAGUUGUCAAAAUGUGAUUAUUCCUUACAUAUGUUAAAAACUGUCUCUGCCCUUCUGAUCAAACAUUCAGGCCUCAUUGCUUUCUUGCUAAAUGUUCCCAUUUUCUGGCUGUUUUGUAUUAAUGAUUGUUUUUUUUGGUUUGUUUUUUUACAAAAUUUUCUGAGUCUGAGUUGUUUGAUUAUAAAACUCAAAAAAUGCAUACAUCUUUAUAAUUCUUGCUGUCUUCCUUAAUGUGUUUGAAAUCUUUCUUUAAAUUUUACACUGCAUUAAUUUGUACCCGAAAUUUGGUUUAGAAAUUCUUCAGUUCUUCAAACCAUGAUUCCUACACAACAAUUUAAUCAUUUUUCAGUCUAGUUAGACAAUGUAUGGUUUCGCCUAUGUUGGAUGGAGGAAGAGACAAAGAGAAGGUGUGUGUGUCGUGUGUGUGUUAGUCAGCAGUAUCUCGGUAUUGAUGAAGGGCAGGAGGAGGAUUGGAAUGCCGCUGACCACGUUUCCCAACAAUAACAACAACCAUUGCUCUGUUCUGUCAUUCUGGACUGACUCUCUGUCCUUGUGAUUGCCCAUCUGUCUCUCUGCUCGCUUUCUGUCUGUCUGUACAUCUGUGCCAUUUUGGUCAUUCUGCCUGUCUGCUUGCUGGAUUACUGCCUAUUCGCCUGUGUCUUUAUCUGUCUGUCUGCACAGUACAAAAGAAAAAGACUUCAAACGUUUAGAUAUUUUAGUGUUUUACAGUUGAUAUUUGUGUUUACAAGUUCAUUAUAAUCUCGAACUACUGAUUUGACAUUACUGGACAGGGAAUGAACAGCAAUGAUCAGGGUACUUAUGCUAAUCCAUUUCUGACUGAUGAGAUGAUGUGUUGAAGAUGAAGGCAGGCAGAAAUCAGCAGCAGAGUGCAAGGAAUACAGAAAAUAAUGCAAAGCAAAAACAAAACAUCAGAAGAAAACAUGUUAGAGAGGAUUACAGAAAGGGAGGGGGGAAAUUUAUUGAGGGAGGCUGCGUGCUCCUAGGAGUGAAACAGUAGCUAAUCUUUCAGGGAUUAACAUGUUAGAAUGCUACCAGCUGAGGGCUACGUCACACAUACAAACACACACACAAACACACUCACACACACACAGCACGGUAAUCCCAUGCUGUCCUAGUAGUGACCUAAUAGCUUCACAGUUAAACCACACAUGCUCUGACUAACACAGCUGUGCUGCUGAAUCUUUGUGUGUGUGUGUGUGUGUGUGUUCAAAGCUCUGUGAGAAUGUGGAUGUGUGUCUUUGUCUCCCCUGUAAACCAACAAUAAGAGCUUUGACACACACAUGCACACACAAACACAGAAAUGGUCACCAGUAGAUGGGCAGAGUUGAGACACUGAUUCUUCAGGGCUCACAAAGGGACGAGCUCUGUCUCUUUUCUGGUAGGAUUGUGCUGUUCUUUUCAAAAUACAGUUAGUGUUCAGGGAGCGCAGCUUUCACUUUUAGAGAGAUAAAAUGAAUCAAAGCUUGAAACCUGGAUUUGACUCUCUAUACGGGGUGGACAAUGGAAAAAUUAGACACCACAACGCCCCAAAACAUCAUUGUGGUGACAACUGUCGUAUGCCAGCUUUGCUUGAUCAUGGGAAAACCUCACCAAUGAAGGUAAUUUAAGUAUCCCUAUAGUAUAACCUGGAGGAGCUAAGACCUGCUGGGAUUAUCUGUAAUAGUGCAACUGCUGGGUCAGUGGUGAAUAUGUGGGAUUAGUUGUGAUGAUGAUACAAAGUGUGUAGGUAAACUUGAGGGAUAAAGGUUACUGUGUGUUUUCAUAUAAAGUAACACUGCAGAGAUCCAUCGUACUUGUUGGCAGCUGGUUUUCUGAACUGCGUUUGUGCAAGUGGUUAAUUUACUGUUAACUCUCUGCCUGUAGCUGGAGCAGGGUGGCUAAUAAUAGCUUAUAUAGGUAUUAAUGCAUGUAUCAGUUUAGCUGCCAGUCAGCACAGCUGGCCCUACAACAUGGUGGCUUCCCUGUAAUCUUUACAAUGAGAGACGUGAAUGUAACAUGGUCCUAUAAUUUAGACAGAAUAAACGCUGAAAGAGCUGCAGAUUGAACUGACUUCCUCACAGCGGUCAUUUUGAUUUCCACACUUUUUUGCACUUUUUAUGUUUUCAUUCACCUUGGUUAUACUUGAAAAUCUUGUAUCUGUAGUUUCUAAAAACUGUUUCAUCAUAUUAAAAUCAUCAGAGGAAACCAACCACAUGCUGGUCCAUUUACCAAGGGGAUAACACUGAUGGGACAUUAUGCUGGAUAAAGUUACUAUCGUGAUGA
Molecule: messenger RNA, 5927 nt
Organism: Morone saxatilis (striped sea-bass)
Lineage: Eukaryota; Metazoa; Chordata; Actinopteri; Moronidae
Product: hexokinase HKDC1-like
Biological process (GO): glycolytic process; intracellular glucose homeostasis; glucose 6-phosphate metabolic process
Cellular component (GO): cytosol; mitochondrion
Molecular function (GO): D-glucose binding; ATP binding; glucokinase activity
Source: RefSeq, a predicted model, not a curated record